AUGAGCAGUACAUCGUCUAACACCUUUAACGUCUUCGCUGGUUUCUUAACCGCCAUCCUCAUCCUGGUAUUCUGUUUCCUGUAUGGAUACCUCCGAUAUAACACUUCAGCGUCAAGGGAUGAGAACGUCCGCACCGACAUCCCAGUCGAGCGAGGCGAAGAAGACAUGGAAGGAGAGGUUCGGGUUGGCGGAGUUGAAGAGCAAGAUGAUGCUGACAGAAGAGAGCAGCGGGUCCUCACAGAUGGGAUUCUUUGGGCAUCUGUGGACCCCUCAGAUGAAGAAUACAGGAUCGCUGAAACAAGGGUCGACCCAAGCACAGGAGGAACUAUCGUCGGCCCAGGAACUCAUCCCCAUUUCACCUGCCUCUACAUCAGCACCAGCAGCAGAGAAGAAACUUUUAUGGCCUACCACGGAUUCCCCCUCUGUGCCCCAGAUCCAGAUGAGGUCCCCGAGCCAGAAGAGUUUGAUGCCUACCAGCAUGACUGGGCACUCAUGGAUGCAUGGCACCAAGCCAACCGGCUCCCCCCACUCAAGGACAGGAAGAUACCAGAGUUUGACCUCCAGUAUCCAGACUCACCCACUAUCCCCAGCUUCCCGGAUCUCAGCCUCACUACUGGAAGAAGCAAUGCCAUGACAAGAGGAGAAGACAUGAGACCUGACCCCCAAGACACCUCCAGCUCGGACCCAUAUGACUCAUGGAGUGCCGCGGAGACCUAUGCUGCCAGCUUCAAGCCAUUGCUGAGGACCGAAGAAGGGAUUAGGAGACUCCAGAACCCCUCGUACCCUAUGUCAGGUGGACCCUUGGAGAAUACGGAGAAGAGCCAGAACUGGCCAACUUCUUCUUCCAUUGACCUGUCCAUUCAGAGUGGGACAUACUAUACAGAAGGUUCCAGGACUUUGCCCGGGGGAUACGAAAUAGGAACUGGGCCCUCGCUAGAAGGGGAGGUGCCCACGUACCAGAGGGACAAGAAUUCCCCAUACUACCAUGACCCAAAGACCAGCCCCUCUAUUUCUGGCCUAGAAAUACUGAGACCACCUGCUGGAACCACCUCUUUCCAUGGGAGCAUGCCCAUAUCACCAACUUCUGCUACUGGUUCCAGGGGCCCAAUACCGAAGAAUCUACACCCUACCCCAGAUCAACCCCCGAACCCCGCCAUGACAAAGGCAGUGACUGAGAUGGAUUGGGAGGAGCUUCUGGAAUGGCAGGAGGGAUCCCUGGCCAAUGAGGGGUCAUAG
Messenger RNA from Desarmillaria tabescens, 1236 nucleotides. RefSeq lists its product as uncharacterized. The record is from RefSeq and is a predicted model, not a curated record. The transcript is spliced from 3 exons. The coding region runs from base 1 to 1236 and encodes 411 amino acids. NCBI's taxonomy places the organism in Eukaryota, Fungi, Basidiomycota, Agaricomycetes, Agaricales, Physalacriaceae.